Pseudogymnoascus verrucosus is the source of this 4459-nucleotide messenger RNA. RefSeq lists its product as uncharacterized. Lineage: Eukaryota; Fungi; Ascomycota; Leotiomycetes; Thelebolales; Thelebolaceae. The record is from RefSeq and is a predicted model, not a curated record. Bases 1040 to 4459 code for a protein of 1139 amino acids. The transcript has 8 exons.
CCAACACCCAUCGCCCAAUCCCCAAUAACCUCAUCCCAUCGCCCCCUUUCCCAGAGUGCAAUAUCACGUGCACCGCGUCCUUCAAAUACAUCAACCAUCGCCCCACUCCUCCUCUCAUUCCUCCCUCAUCUAACAACCUCCCAUGGCCCCAAAAACCUCACCCCAUCCUCUCCCACUCCGUCUGCCAUCCCUCAAUGUACUCCGCAGCUUUCUUCCUCCUCUCCUCAGCUAUUCUCUUCGCCGCCCUCGGCGGGCCAGGGAAUGCGAGGUUCUCGGUGAUGGAUGGGGGGGUGGCGAGGUAUUUGUCGAGCAUCAGGGAAGGGGUUUUCUGAGAGGCGCUGGGGUGGGUUAGAAAUUAAUUUUCAUUGUGUGCGAGGAGGUAAGUUGGGGGGGGUCUUACUUGUUGCCGUUGCCGUUGGUGGUGGUGGUUGCUGAGGGGUCUGAGGCGGUGGACAUGGUUGGAGUUUGGGUGUUUGGUGGGUUGUAUAUUGGUAUUUGUCUCGGUCUGUUGGGUUCUCACUUGGUUUGUCGUUGUAUCAAGAUUAGAACUGCUGGUUUAUUGUCCAGUCAAUUAUGGAUUACAGCCGGGUUCUUAUAAUAAUUCUCUACUGUCUACUUCAAGCACAAUUCAUCAAGAACAAUUCAUCGCGAAGUUUCCCCAUAACACAAAAUUGUCAAAAUGGACUAUUAUCACAUUUGUGCUUUUCAAUCCUAUUGGCUGGUUUUCGAGCAUGGAAUAAGAAAUAUGCCAGCCAGUAAGAGUCCAGAGCACAGUUGUGCUCUGCGUCCGCCUCAACACAGUCGGUGCCUGCACAGCCUUGUGCUUAUAUGUUGAACUUGGAAGUUCGACCUUCAGCUUUCUUCUUUUUGAGGGAAGGUUGAGGGUUUACGCCAUGACGACUUGAACUAUUUCCAAGGAGUGACCGAUUUUUGGUAUACUCACUACAUGUCGCCGAGCACGCUCUCAGAGGCCUUGUAGCAGCUCAAGUUAAGCGCUGGCAAGGCUGGAGUUCGCUGGUAGCCAGCAUUGAAUAGCACGAUGGACUCUGCUGCAUUCCAAGACGUUUGUGACGAUUCUAUUGCUGGUGCUGACAAGUCGCGGAGUGAUUUCACACGGACCCUUGGCAUGUGGCCUGAGAAGCCACUCUCGACUUCUCCGAACUCGGACGUAUUAUCUCAAAGACUGCAAGCUGCGAACAGCCGACACUUGAGUGCCCCAACUUAUCAACCUCUCCUAAACAAGUCUCCGUUCCAACUGGACGCCCCUCUCGCGUCGAAACCAAACUUCACAGGGUUUAGUUUUCAACAAUAUCAGCUAGAGCCAGAGCUAGAGCCAACACAGUUCGAUACAGAAUCUUUUCUUUAUGAUCAGGAAUGGUCGGGGAAGCCUGAAUUAAACUUCCCCAAGUCUAGAUUUCUAGAGCAGAAGCUAGAACAUAGUAUACAGGGAUCCAAAUUAGAGGAGCGUCCCAAGCUGAGUUUGAAUGAGGAUAUUGCUGUAACGGACGAGAUAGUCGCUGAAGAGCCCCGUACGGAUUCUGGAUACGGAUCUAUAUUCAAGACGAAUAUAUCCAGGAACGAUUCGCCCUUGCCCGAUAAACCACAAUGCACCGCUGAUUAUAAGUUCAACGUCAAAAUGAGAGACGAAGACACAGAGGAUGCCAAAACUUUAUAUUCGGCCGCGACUACGAUUGAUCUACCCAAGUCCCAGCAGUAUAUUUCCGAGCUAUGCAGCGAUAUCUUCAGCAAACUUGAAAAUCACUUCGACUCUACGAAUUGGAACACUCUAGAAACAGCUCUUCCCUCACUCAUCAAAGCAUUUGCCAUUAAUAUUGGCCAUGAUUCUUCGGGUCAAGUAAAUCAAGAUAUAAUGUACUUCAUUCAUAAGCAGCAUAAAGGCAUCAUCUCGCAACUCAAAGUCAUGUUCUGCGGUGAAAAUGAUGAGGCAGUUGAUGAGGCAGUUGAUGAGGCAGUUAAUGAGGCAGUUAAUGAGGCAGUUAAUGAGGCAGUUAAUGAGGCAGUCGCUGAAGGACCCUUUACAGAUUCUGGAUACGCAUCUAUACUCAAGACAAAUAUACCUGGGAACGAUGCAUACUUGCCUAGUAAACAACAAUGGGCCGGCUCUAACAGCCGCCGAAGUGGUCCUAAAGGCAUGUCUCUACAGGACAAGAUGAGAAUGUGGGAUAAAUCUAGCAAAAUCGGCACUGUCUUUGGAAACGAUGAGAGCUUCGUGCGGGUAGGGGGCGAUGACGACGACGACGACGACGACGAAAUCACUAACGGGGUCGACUUAUCCGUGUAUCAUGGGAUCGUUCUCAAAAGUCUAUCGUAUGAGUGGCUCCUUUCGAGUCUAAAAAAGGAGCGCUCUCUUCAGUGGGGCUCGAGGCAACCACGUAUCAUGGUUGAGAACAUACGCCAAAAGAUUUUGGACAAACUUCCAACCAGAACCAUUAGCAAACGACGCCAUCUUAAUGCUUUGACUGGUUGUCAAGAGGAAUCCCAAGCACUUACUGUCGAGCAGUAUCUACGCCAGACGUGGCCUACGUACGGCAUACAUCUUCUCGAUGUGCUCCAAAAAGCGAUUACCUAUUCCGAUCAUCGCCACUAUGUUAUCUUGCCAGACAAUACUCAGCUUGAUGCUAGAAUCCAAUGCGCCGAGCAACUUGCUUGGCUGCAGAGUGCUAUUUAUACUAACAGUCGAGAUUUAGUUGGCUACUGCGCGCCAUCAAUCAUAAAUUAUACCAGCACUAAACAGUUCAGGUACAUAUGUCACUGCGAGAUUGGUAUUAAAUUUGCACCUCUAGCAAACCUAACCGAUUCCAUAUCACGGAAACUGAGCUUGUGGCAACACCUUGUUGGUAAACGCAAUGUUAUCCAAGGAUUUCCCAUCUCCCGUCGACCAGAGGCAUAUCCAGGACUCGAGCUACCUUUCGGACUGCUCUUAUCCCAUCUCCAAACGGACAAAGCCAUCAUCGAUGAUGGGCUGGUCCUACUCAAGGGGCCAACACUAACGCUGCAAUUGUUCAAGGACACUGAUGGCGUCUUUCUUUGGCGACCAUUCCACCUGGAGAAUGGAAUUUGCUCUUGCGGCGAGCAGCAUAUGGAAAUCAGCUUUAAUAUGUCCUACAGCUCUUUUGACGUAAAUCGUCUUGAGACUGGUCGCCAUAUCGUCAGUCCCUGCACAGAUCUCUUGACGACGAUCGCAGAAGAUUCCGAGAAGUCAAGAUUACCGGAAACCAAAGAUGCCUCAAGAGAUAUAGGCCACGUAGGAAACACAGGUUAUAAUCUCAACGAAACCAACCCGAACGAGAUUCUCUCUAGGUCGCCUAGUUCUCAAGAUGAAGCGAAAAUUUCUCAGUCACCAGCUAGCAGCCAAGUCGGUCAUCCAGUUUCACAAAACGGUAUACCCCCUUGCACAGAAGACCAGAAUUGCCAUUUACCUUUAAACCAUCAAAACCUACUCGCGGUAAAUUCUCCGUCCAACUCUACAAUGCCGUCUCAGGAUGAGUCGUUGGAUUCGGACUUUCUUUCAAUAUCCGACUCCUCGGAACAAUUUGAAAUGCCUGAGAACAAUGCAGAAGUAAAUGCAUUUAUAGACAAUGUGGUUAAUAAGCUUCUCUCAGGAUUCAGAAGCACAACCCAAUGCCAGUUUUCUCAGGGCGCAAGUGGGGAUAGCGGACAAUGUACAACACAGGCAGCAACACGCGGAUCUUCCACUUCUCCAACAAACUCAGGACAACCCCUAAAGAGGCGCCGUGCAGCCAACGAUGAUGAUGACGCCGACCAUGACGACUCCCGCAAACCCCUACACAAGAAACCCAACCAAAGCCCCGACAAGGAGCAGCCCCAGCCAUUAUUCGCCUGCCCCUUCCUAAAAAGGGACCCCGCCAAACACGGCAACUGCUGCACCAAGACACUCAAGCGGAUCCGCGACGUGAAGCAACACCUCACACGGCGCCACGCCCCCGAGAUAUAUUGCCAGAAUUGUCUUAGGAUCGACUUCUGCAAUGAAGCGGCGCUGAAUGAUCAUAUCGAUCUUAAAUCGUGUCUUCGCGAUGACCCUGCGGCUGUCAAGGGUAUUUCACCGGGACAGCGGGCCCAGCUGAAGCGCAAAUCGGAUCAUAAUAUUACUGAGGAGAAUCAGUGGUUCGUAAUUUGGGAGAUCCUGUUCCCGAAGCAAGCACGGCCGAGGUCGGCGUAUAUGGAUACGGGGCUGUCUAUGGAAUUGCUCAUGUUCCGUGAUUACUGUGAUACUCAUGGGCCAUCUACUAUUGAUGAAGAAUAUCUGUCUAAUCCCAUCUGGUCACCAGAAAGCACUCUAGAGCAGCGCCACGCCCUCCUCCAAAUGUCGUCGCUCGACUCACUCCUUGGAACCAUUAAGGAGCCGAAAUUCGGGACAUCAUGGCAAUGGCAGGCAGCACGCACAACCCGCGGCUCCUCUGAGCUCGAUUGCGGAUAG